AGGAGGCCCGUUCGCGACUACACUGAGGCUGAGCCUCGCCCGAGCCGGAUUGGUGGCAGGCGGGGCUGGCCUGGGUCUCUGGCCGGAAGCGGAAGUGGAGGAAAGAUGCAGGACCAUCAGCACGUGCCCAUCGACAUCCAGACCAGCAAGCUGCUCGACUGGCUGGUGGACAGAAGGCACUGCAACCUGAAAUGGCAGAGUCUGGUGUUGACGAUCCGAGAGAAGAUCAACGCUGCCAUCCAGGACAUGCCAGAGAGCGAAGAGAUCGCCCAGCUGCUCUCUGGAUCCUACAUUCACUACUUCCACUGCCUAAGAAUCGUGGACCUUCUCAAAGGUACCGAAGCCUCCACAAAAAAUAUUUUUGGCCGGUACUCUUCACAGCGAAUGAAGGAUUGGCAGGAGAUCGUAGCGCUGUAUGAGAAGGACAACACCUACUUAGGGGCAUGCUUGCCUUAUGGUGUGGGUGUCUGGGGUGAAUUUCCUGGGCCCUUCUCAGUGGAACUCUCUAGCCUCCUGGUUCGGAAUGUCAACUAUGAGAUCCCCUCGCUGAAGAAGCAGAUUGCCAAGUGCCAGCAGCAGCAGCAAGAAUAUAGCCGCAAGGAGGAGGAGGGCCAGGCGGGGGCUGCCGAGAUGCGGGAGCAGUUCUACCACUCGUGCAAGCAGUACGGCAUCACGGGAGACAAUGUCCGGAGAGAGCUGCUGGCCCUGGUGAAGGACCUGCCGAGUCAGCUGGCUGAGAUUGGGGCCGGGGCUCAGUCCCUGGGGGAAGCUAUUGACCUGUACCAGGCCUGUGUGGGGUUUGUGUGUGAAAGCCCCACAGAGCAGGUGUUGCCUAUGCUGCGGUACGUACAGAAGCGGGGAAACUGCACCGUGUAUGAGUGGAGGACGGGCACGGAGCCCUCCGUGGUGGAGCGGCCGCACCUCGAGGAGCCUCCUGAGCAAGUGGAAGAGGACGCGAUUGACUGGGGUGACUUUGGAGUAGAGAUGGCUUCUGAAGGGGCAGAUGCCAGCAUCUCUGCCCAGGCUGCCGGAAUUGACUGGGGCAUCUCCCUGGAGUCGGACUCACAGGAAGCUGCGGCUGAUGGGAUAGACUGGGGAGACGAUGCAGCCGCUUCGCAGAUCACAGUGCUGGAAGCCGGAACCCAGGCUCCGGAAGGUGUUGCUAGGGGCCCAGAUGCCUUGACACUUCUUGAAUACCCUGAGACCCGGAAUCAGUUCAUCGACGAGCUCAUGGAGCUCGAGAUCUUCUUGUCCCAGAGAGCAGUGGAGAUGAGUGAGGAGGCCGACAUCCUGUCUGUGAGCCAGUUCCAGCUGGCUCCAGCCAUCCUGCAGGGCCAGACCAAAGCAAAGAUGGUUACCAUGGUGUCAGCGCUGCAGGAUCUGAUUGGCCGGCUCACCAAUCUUCGAAUGCAGCACUUGUUUAUGAUCCUGGCCUCCCCAAGGUAUGUGGACCGAGUGACUGAGUUCCUCCAGCAAAAGCUGAAGCAGUCCCAGCUACUGGCUUUGAAGAAAGAACUGAUGGUGCAGAAGCAGCAGGAAGCACUGCAGGAGCAGGCAGCUCUGGAGCCCAAGCUGGACCUGCUGCUAGAAAAGACCAAGGAGCUGCAGAAGCUGAUCGAGGCUGACAUUUCCAAGAGGUACAACGGGCGUCCCGUGAACUUGAUGGGAACCUCUCUCUGACGCCCUCCACGUUCUUCCUGCCCAUCUUCUCAGCCUUCAAGAUGUGGGGGACAGCCAGGACUAACGUUGGAGGGCCCUUCCCAGCAAGAGACCAGGCCUACAGGAGGACAGAAAGCCAUGUGAUGGAGCCAUCACCAGAUGGUGACCUUGGCACUUUGUACUCUCUACAAGAAGCUGUCUGGAUUGGCCCUGUGGCCCAUCAGCCUUGAAACCACAGCUUCUGCUCCUUCUUGUUAUCUAUUUGGACUUAAUAAAAGAAGAGACUCUUGCUUCA
This is a messenger RNA of Equus quagga, 1954 nucleotides long. It is a transcript of the gene CDK5RAP3, whose product is annotated as CDK5 regulatory subunit associated protein 3. Gene Ontology annotation, biological process: regulation of mitotic cell cycle; regulation of cyclin-dependent protein serine/threonine kinase activity. Lineage: Eukaryota; Metazoa; Chordata; Mammalia; Perissodactyla; Equidae. The coding region runs from base 106 to 1680 and encodes 524 amino acids. Gene Ontology annotation, cellular component: endomembrane system. The transcript is spliced from 14 exons. The record is from RefSeq and is a predicted model, not a curated record.